Messenger RNA from Durusdinium trenchii, 1386 nucleotides. The record is from the annotation of a GenBank genome assembly. Lineage: Eukaryota; Dinophyceae; Suessiales; Symbiodiniaceae.
GGGCAAACGAGUAGCACGCAUCACGCGUCGCGGACAGUCCCAUGGCGCGACCCAUGCGGCGCUGGGCCUUGCGAAGUGUGCAGGCUGCCUUGGCCUUGCUGCUGGUCAGGUUUUCCACCGAGAGUUGGGUGCCGGGCGUCAUCCGAAGGCCUGUGAGAGGUCAUAGGGUGAGGUGUGCCGCUGAGGAGGGAUGGCAGAUGCCGAAUCCCUUCGCGGGCUUGCAAGGCUCCAUGGCCGACCCGGGCUACUGGAAGCAGCAGCAUUUCUUAGCCGGAAACCUGAAGCAGCUUUUGCCUCCGUCCCGGGAUGAGUUCAUCGCAAUGCAGCUGGCGCCGAAUGAUUGCAAAUACUUGGGCUACCUAGCGCCGCAGCAGAUGCCUGGCAAGGAUGCUGGUGAAAAGAAGCUUUUGCAGUACCUGGUGCUGGGCCCUGUGAGCGGAAUUCAGAAGUAUGAGUUCGAGAAGCAGUGCAAGGUCUACAGCGUAGCUGCGGGCUUCAGGGAUUGGGAGAAGAAUAUCCUCAAUCUGGUGCCAAAGCCGGAAGUCCAUGUGGGUGUGGUCGCUGCUGGCACCGCUGCUCGACUGGGUGGGCGCAUCUUGAGGGAGGGCCUGCUGCAGCUGGCGGCCGCUCUGACACGAGAUGGUCGAAUCCUUUUGAUUGUAAAUGAGGAGGAUGAAAAAGUGAUCGGGGGCAAACUCGAGGAUGUCAUGGAGGCGCAAGAGUGGCAGGAGUUGAUGAAGUCGGGGGAUUUGCCACCCGACCCUGAAAAGGAAGAGAUGGCAGAGGUGCUGGAGAAGGGAAAACUGAGGUUGGUCCGGGUGCAAAGGGACGAGUGUGGUUUGGCCGUGGGCGUGUGUGCGGGCCUAUUCAAGCCCAAAGUCGUCAAAAGACCGAAAGCUGCAGCCGCCAAAGCCAGCGCCGGCAGCCCCCGUGAAAAGAAAGUGCGAAGGCCACCACGCGGCAAGCGCUGAAGUGCUGAAGGCAGCUCAUGGGUUAAGGAGCCAUAGGUCCAUGGGUCCAUCCGGAUGUAUAGCAAUCCUAUGCGGUCUUCGAUGUGAAGAGGCCUUUUUCUCAUGAGCCGUCAUGAGCGGUGUGCUCCCAAAUGCUUCACGUUGCUCUUUGGGCUUUCGCCGAGUCAUGCUCACCAGCCUGUUCGACCCACCAACGGAACCUGGAAAGUUUGCUUCUCUAGAUUUUGCAGCAUCGCCCAGGUGGAAAUUUUCCGAGCAGUCUGGGAAGAGACCGUGCUGCACAAGCCCCCUCAGCAUAGUUUGGCAGCUUGGCUGACAGAGAAUUCUGUCAGGACAACUUUUUGUCUUCACAACCCUAGCUGGGUUGCCGCUCUUCCGACUCGGAAGGGAAACACGCGCAGUGUGCCUGCCGGAG